AUUAACCUUACAUAUUUUAAUUUAAAAGAUUAAGCAUAUGAUAAUAAUACUCAUAAAAUAUGAUAAAAGUAUACUUUUUUGUCCACUUGACAAUAAUGUAAGAACGAAUUGAAGGCUAUUUAAGAAGCCAAAAAUAAGCAAGUCCUAUCAAAUUGAAUUCACAGAUCAUUUCUAUAAUUACAUAUACAUAGUAAUAAAUGAUGUCAAGAUCAAUAAUGUUACUGGUCUUGUUUGUUUCGAUUAAUAUUUUUGUAGUGGCAAAGGUGAAAGGUUCAGAUUUUCCUGUAAUCAGCAACCAAAUUCACUUGCUGAGGCCACAGUCAGGGUCUGGUGGGGGCCAUGUGAAGGGAGUAUCGUGCCUGAGUUGGCGAUACGGUGUGGAAACGAACAGCAUCAUCAACUGGAAAACCAUUCCUGUGGCCUGUGAGGACUACGUGGGUCACUACAUGCUUGGCGAUCAGUAUAGGAAAGACUCAAAAGCCAUAAAUGAUGAGGCUUUCCUUUACGUUAAGACCCUCAAUCUUUCUAAGAAGGCCGCCAACGACGUCGUAUGGGUCUUUGACAUAGAUGAGACUACGCUCUCUAAUCUCCCUUAUUACGCCCAACAUGGCUUCGGUGUGGAGCGGUUCAAUGCGACGUCGUUCAAUGAAUGGGUUUUUACUGGAAAAGCUGUAGCAUUACCAGAGAGUCUCAAACUGUACAAAAAGUUGGUUCGUUUGAAGGUUAAAAUUGUAUUUCUCACUGGUAGAACUGAAGACCAAAGAACUGUGACCGAGACCAAUCUUAGAAGUGUUGGAUACAACUCUUGGGAUAAGCUUUUACUCAAGGGAAAGAAUUUUGUAGGGAAACCAGCAGCUGAGUACAAAUCAGCUCAGAGGAAAAUAUUGGAGAAGGAGGGAUAUAAAAUUAUUGGGAAUAUGGGAGAUCAAUGGAGUGAUCUGUUGGGUACAAACAUUGGCCUUAGGACCUUCAAAUUGCCUGACCCAAUGUACUACAUUAGUUGAAUAUUUAACUUUGUAUUGCUUUUCUUUCCUUUGGUUCACUUGUCAAAAACAUCUCCCUCUUAACUUGGAUUUUGCCACAAAAUAAAA
Molecule: messenger RNA, 1091 nt
Organism: Cannabis sativa
Lineage: Eukaryota; Viridiplantae; Streptophyta; Magnoliopsida; Rosales; Cannabaceae
Product: acid phosphatase 1
Exons: 3
Coding region: 198-1004 (268 amino acids)
Molecular function (GO): acid phosphatase activity
Source: RefSeq, a predicted model, not a curated record